Messenger RNA from Eupeodes corollae, 1282 nucleotides. RefSeq names its product synaptosomal-associated protein 29 (gene Snap29). The coding region runs from base 163 to 939 and encodes 258 amino acids. Gene Ontology annotation, cellular component: plasma membrane; SNARE complex. NCBI's taxonomy places the organism in Eukaryota, Metazoa, Arthropoda, Insecta, Diptera, Syrphidae. Gene Ontology annotation, molecular function: SNAP receptor activity; syntaxin binding. The transcript has 3 exons. The record is from RefSeq and is a predicted model, not a curated record. Gene Ontology annotation, biological process: exocytosis; synaptic vesicle priming; synaptic vesicle fusion to presynaptic active zone membrane.
AAAACCUUUUUUGUUUUCUUUUGUUCCAUUUAAAAAGCACCUGCAAUCCAAUCAAAAGUUCUUAAAAUGUUUGAAAAUAAAAUCUUUAAAAAAAUCAAGUAUGAAACAAAAAACACAGAAGAAAUGUCAAAAAUCAACCAUUUCUAAAAAACAUAGCGAACAAUGUCCUCUGAAAACAAUUAUCUACAACCUGUAAAUAAUCAUUUUAACGAUGACAAUGACGACGACGUAGACGAUGAUGCAUUCCUGGCAAAUUCUCGAACACAACACAAUCCAAAAAAGAGUACAAACCCAUUCGUAGACGAUGUACAACAAGUUUAUGAACAAAAACGCAAAGAAAUCGAAGAACGUACUUUGCAAUCAUCGAAUAGGAGCUUAGGUCUUUUGUGUGAAACUGAGGAAGUCGGCAAGGCUACCGCUUCAGAACUUGCGAAACAACGCGAACAGCUGGAGAAGACCUCCCGGCAGAUAGAGGAAAUCAACUCGACCCUUCGAUUCAGUCAGCGUCAUUUAAAUGGCCUCAAGAGUGUCUUUGGUGGCCUUAAAAACUAUCUUUCUGGCAAUCGUGAUAACAUGAGUCCUCGCACUGCAUCCUCGCCAAGUGGAAGCGCCUUAGGCGAAGACUUACCUUCGUCCUCGGCACCAGUGUCUCCCGAUGAAGUCUUCGAGAACCAUCCCGUCAAUAGAAUUCGGUCUGACAACAUCCAAGGGCAACAGAGAUACGUGGAACAGAAAGGAGAAUUUGAUACGGCUCUCCAAUCAAAUCUCGAAAACAUGUGUGACAGUUUGUCCCGUCUCAAAGGUCUGGCCACCGAUAUGAGGGGAGAAAUCGAAUCGCAAAACGAUUUGCUGGACAAUAUGAAUUACAGAAUAGAAGAUGUCGAUUUGAAAAUAGGAAAACAGACCAAUGCCAUGAAUAAGUUGUUGGGGAAGAAGUAAAAACAAAUAAUUUUCUGUAAAAAUCAUUAUUUUGUUUCACUUUCAAAUGUCGCAUCUUAAGUUUUUCACUAUUUGCGUUUGGUGUAUUUUUUGUUUGCAAGUAUUGUUAGUUAAAUAAGUAAAUUAACUUUUGUUCCCAAUCGCACUUAAUAUUAUUUUUGUUUUGUUCUCAAACAAAAUGUUCACUUUUUUCUAUACAUACUCAAAGACAUAAGAUACGAAUAUAGUUAGUCGCAUUGUAAAGGACAUUUUUUCAUAAAACUUUAAUCAUACCUAAUUAGAUAAAGUACCGCAACUAAGAAAAUUGCAAUAAAAUGUUUGAUAACUUAUACAAAAAAAAAAA